This is a messenger RNA of Raphanus sativus (radish), 3261 nucleotides long. RefSeq lists its product as uncharacterized. The transcript is spliced from 2 exons. The record is from RefSeq and is a predicted model, not a curated record. Gene Ontology annotation, molecular function: nucleic acid binding; RNA-DNA hybrid ribonuclease activity. The coding region runs from base 1 to 3261 and encodes 1086 amino acids. NCBI's taxonomy places the organism in Eukaryota, Viridiplantae, Streptophyta, Magnoliopsida, Brassicales, Brassicaceae.
AUGGAGGGAAAUGCAUUUGUUCCAACUUGGAAGAAACAGAACAUGAGCCAAAACGAGCAAGUGGUUCGAAAAUUUGAAGAAGUCGUUGCAAGAGAUAAUAUUAAAAGCUCUGAAGUUAUCAAAGAGGCGCAACUAAUCCUGGAGACGGCGCUCUCUGCCCCUGUUCCCGACACUGAACUCAUAAGUGCUACCACCCUGAAGCUUGAAAAAGCCUACAUUGAGGAGGAAGCAUAUUGGAAGCAACGCAGUCGUAUCCUCUGGCUUCAAUGUGGCGACCGAAACUCCGGUUUCUUCCAUGCUAUCACUCGAGGCAGGCGACAAAUCAAUAACUUCUCCAUUCUAGAGGACGAUGAGGGCAAAGUUUUUGAUACGGAGGAGGGGAUAGUGGCUACUAUCUCCAAUUAUUUCCGGCAUAAUUUCACUUCGUCGGGGGCAGAGUGUCUUGAUACUGUUAAUGAAGCUCUGAAUCCAUGUAUCACGCAGGAAGACAAUGACAGACUUAUUGCCAUACCGGACAGAACUGAAGUUUAUGAUGCUGUGUUCGCUAUUCACGCCGACAAAGCCCCGGGACCCGAUGGGUUCUCCGCUGGCUUCUACCACUCCUUUUGGAACACCGUUGGAGAAGAUGUCUAUCAGGAUAUUCGUGAGUUCUUCGAGACGGGCUACCUCCACCCUAGGCAGAAUGAAACUCAUGUCCGCCUCAUCGCAAAGAUCUCUGGCCCGCGGAAGGUUGCGGAUUUCCGCCCCAUUGCGCUAUGUUCUACCCACUAUAAGAUCAUAGCUAAGAUUCUCACCAAACGACUCCAACCUUUGCUACCGCGAAUCAUCUCUCCCCAUCAGUCGGCCUUUGUUCCAAAACGAGCCAUUGGAGAUAAUGUUCUCAUCACCCACGAGAUUCUUCAUUUCCUUCGUACCUCCAAAGCCAAAGUUCGAUGUUCCAUGGCUAUCAAAACGGACAUGAGCAAGGCUUACGAUAGGAUUGAGUGGUCUUUCUUGGAAGCUGUUUUGCGAAGAUUGGGCUUCCAUGAUCGAUGGAUCUCUUGGAUUAUGGUCUGUGUGACCUCUGUCUCCUAUUCUUUUCUGAUUAAUGGAGCUCCGCAAGGCAAGGUGAUGCCGUCUAGAGGCAUCCGGCAGGGUGACCCUUUGUCCCCAUACCUUUUCAUCCUGUGCACGGAAGUUUUGUCGGGGUUAUGCAGUAAUGCCCAGGUCUCGGGAAUCCUGCCAGGAGUAAAGGUGGCCCGCAACUGCCCCCCGAUCAAUCAUUUACUCUUCGCGGAUGACACCAUGUUUUUUACCCGAACUGAUCAAGAAAGCUGCAACAAUUUCCUGGCGAUUUUGGCAAAAUAUGAGCGAGCCUCGGGACAGUGUAUUAACCCCACCAAGUCGUCUAUCACUUUCUCCUCCAAGACUCCGCUACCGGCAAAGAACAGAGUUAAAUCUUCACUGUCCAUUGAGAAAGAAGGUGGUAUCGGGAAGUACCUCGGCCUCCCGGAACAUUUUGGUAGACGGAAACGAGAUAUCUUCAAUAGCAUUCUUGACCGUAUCCGACAAAAGAUUCUUGGCUGGUCUACGCGAUUUCUCUCAGGAGCAGGUAAAGAGGUGCUCCUAAAAUCCGUGCUUACUGCCAUUCCCGCUUAUGCAAUGUCGUGCUUUAUGCUACCAACCUCGCUGUGCAAGCAAAUCCAAUCCCUCCUUACUAGAUUUUGGUGGGACUCUAAGCCCGAGGUUCGGAAAAUGUGCUGGGUUGCAUGGUCUAAACUCACAUUGCCGAAGAACUUAGGUGGUAUGGGCUUUAGAGAUAUCAAGUGUUUCAACCAAGCACUCCUGGGUAAGAUAGCUUGGCGCCUAAUCCGAGAACCUAACUCUCUCCUGGCGCAAACUCUAUUGGGGAAGUACUGCCAUGCUGAACCCAUCCUGAACGGCCCAUGCACCUCUAAUGCUUCUCACGGCUGGAGGGGAAUUCUUUGGGGUUGUGAGCUUCUGAAAUUGGGACUCGGAUGGAGCGUGGGAAAUGGCUCUCAGAUCCAAGUAUGGGCUGACCCGUGGCUAUCACCCACAGCUCCAGUUGCGCCCAUUGGACCUCCUCCUUCCCCUGCAAGUCAACUAUUAAAGGUCUCUGAUCUCAUUGAUCGUAACACGAAGGACUGGGACCUUAAUGCUAUCAGACAGCACUUGCCUCUGUAUGAGGAUCGUAUUCUUGAAAUCAUCCUGAGCUCUCUUAACAAACCUGACGAACUCUCUUGGCUACCAGAAACAUCCGGCUGCUAUACUUCAAGAUCAGGUUAUGCUUUGGCUCGUAAAGCUCAGUUAAAUGAAGUCACUGUCCAGUACCCGUGGCGCAAGUGUAUCUGGAACCUGCACACUUCGCCAAAGAUCAAGAAUUUCCUAUGGCGGACGACUAAUGGAGCGUUACCAGUGGGAUCGACCUUACUGAUUAGGGGACUACAGGCUGAAGCAAAAUGCAAGAGAUGUGGGGAACUUGAGACUCCACUUCACCUAUUCCUUACAUGUCCCUUUGCUGCCCAAGUUUGGGAUUUAGUUCCGGCUUUACAUAAACCGGUUGCAGGUACGAUUGCUUCAAUGAGGGAGCUCCUGAGCAAUAACUCUCGCAUGGUCAACCUACCACCUACUGGACUGGGACUCUCACCUCUCUUUCCAUGGAUAUACUGGUUGCUAUGGAAGAACCGGAACAGACUAGUAUUCGAAGGAAAAUCCUUUACUGCAGUUGAACUGGUCACUAAAGCUUUAAAAGAAGCUCGAAGCUGGGAAGAAGCCACUGCAGCAGACAAAGUUCCUCCUCCUACUUAUCCACCACGACCCCGGUUCCCUGCCCCCCAGACCUCUACAGCUUUCAACUGCUUCACUGAUGGAGCUUGGGAUCCAAUCUCCGGUAACAGUGGACAGGGCUGGGUCUUUGUGGAUCCCUCAGGUGUCGAGGUAAGACACCACUUCUCAAACCGACUCCAUGUUGCUGCGCCCAUCGUGGCGGAAGCUCUUGCGGUAAAGGCUGCACUUCUAGAUGCGGUCACUCAUGAUUUCACUCAGCUGAACCUGUUCUCUGACUCGAAGUCUCUCGUCAAUCUCCUCAACUCCUCCUCGUCUACAGUCUUACUUAACAGUUUGCUGUUUGAUAUCAGAGCUUUGAGUUGCAGAUUUGACUCUAUCUCGUUUUCAUUUAUUCCUCGUUUAAACAAUGCCUCUGCAGACUCUUUGGCUAAGAUUGCUUUAAGCCGUGUUGUAAGCCCCCCUUUUGGGGCGUAA